Molecule: messenger RNA, 3353 nt
Organism: Venturia canescens
Lineage: Eukaryota; Metazoa; Arthropoda; Insecta; Hymenoptera; Ichneumonidae
Product: S1 RNA-binding domain-containing protein 1
Exons: 2
Coding region: 2-2707 (901 amino acids)
Biological process (GO): nucleobase-containing compound metabolic process; translation
Molecular function (GO): mRNA binding; structural constituent of ribosome
Source: RefSeq, a predicted model, not a curated record
AAUGUCAAAACGCAAGUGCGUGCGUCAAGCGAUAAUCGAAAUUUCGGAUUCUGAGAAUGAUCAAGGAGAUGAAGAGUGCGUUAUUGUGGAAAGCAAUGACGAGGAUGAUGUGAAAAUUGAAGAACUUUCAGACGCGAGUGACAUAACCGUAAAAUCAGAGAGCAGAAAGAGUAAAAGUUUAGCAACGAAGAAAGUGAGGAAAAAGAUAGAAACAAAAAAUGCCCCUCCUAGAAAGAGAAGGAAAGCUGAUUGUAGCGGCAACGUUGUGGCAUCAUCACACGAUGAGGAAAAAGCAAAGCCAGAUCGUAAAAGAAAAACUACAACUUUGGACUUGGUUGUGUCAGAAAAGAAACUUUCGAAAUCUCAAAAAGUUGGAGCCAAGAAGAUCUCGCAGCUGGAACCAAAAUCAAAUGAUAUGUUGGCAUCUGAUUUUGCUCGACUCGCAGGAUCCAAUGUUCAAUUUGUCGAAUGGACAGACGUUGAUUACAUUCAAGAAAUGCAUGGUGUAAGCAGAUUCGUGGCUGAUAAUGUGAUAAAACUUUUUCAGGAAGAUAAUACUGUACCAUUCAUAGCACGAUACCGUAAGAACAUGACACAGGGCAUGGAUGCAGAUGAGCUAAGAAACGUGAAAAACAGUUGGGAAAGAGCCAAGCUCAUAAAACAAAAAGCCAAUGCCUUGAUAAAAGAAAUCGACAAACAGGGUAAAUGGACUCCAGAAUUUCAUGCUUUUGUGCAUGGCACAAAAUCUCUGAAUGAUUUGGAGCACUUGCAGUCGAUGUUUAAAGUAGUGAAAUCCACAUUAGCGGAAAGAGCAAGAGACCUUGGCUUAGGAAUUCCAGCAGAAGCUAUAAUAAAAGCUGAAAAAAUUGCACCCUUGACAAGUUAUAUCAAGCCGGAAACGGAGAGUCUCAGUACAGAGGAACAGGUGAAGGAUGGAAUAGUUUGUAUCCUUGCUGACAUGAUCAAUAAAGCAGAGGGUACGCUAUUAACAAUAAAAGAUUUGAGACAGCGGCAUUGCGUGUUUGUUGCAACUACAGUGAAAGCUGGAAGCAAAGUGGAAAAAGAGGCUCAGAGUAGUAAGCAAAAAGAUGAUAAAACCAAGUUUGAUCUUUAUCACAAUUUCUCAUGCAGAGAAAACAGCCUCAAACCUUAUCAGAUACUGGCUAUAAAUCGUGGUGAAGCUAGAAAAGUUCUCAGCGUCAAAAUAGAGUUUCCUCCACAAUUUGAAACAGGCUUCAAACGAUACUGUGAGAAGCACUACGAAUACGCUUGCAGAGUCUCGCCCCUGCACAGGAAUCUUUUGACAGCUGCUUUCGAUUAUGCUUGGAAUAAAUCGAUAAAACCUUCAAUAGGGCGAAGGACGAGACACGAACUCAACGAGAAAGCGGAAGUUGCUUCCAUGGACGUAUUUGCAGAGAACGUUAAGCAGCUUUUGCUCACACCACCUGUCAGAGGAAAAGUCGUUCUAGGGAUUGAUCCGGGCUUUCGCCAUGGGUGCAAAUUAGCUGUCGUUUCUGAACAAGCCAACCUUCUCGAAACUGCAACUAUUUAUCCUCAUGACUCUAAUAACCCAAAAUCAAAAAUUGAGGCUGAAUGUACUUUAAUCCGUCUCGUUCGCGAACACAAAUGUACCAUCCUGGCUCUUGGCAAUGGUACAGCUUGCCGAGAAACCGAAGUUUUUCUUGUUAAUCUCAUAAAAAAACGUGCCUUCGAUUCGCUCCACGUUGCGUACACUAUCGUUGACGAAACCGGAGCUUCAAUAUACAGCUGCAGUAAGGAAGCUACUACGGAAUUUCCAAAUCUCGAUGCUAAUGUCGUAUCCGCUAUCUCCAUUGCAAGAAGGCUACAAGAUCCAAUGGCUGAAUUGGUUAAAAUCGAACCGAAACAUUUGGGCGUGGGAAUGUAUCAACAUGAUUUACCAGAAAAACAAUUGGCCACUAAAUUGAACGAAGUAAUUAUGGAAGCAGUGAGCUUUGUUGGUGUCGAUGUAAACACGGCGUCUGUAUCUUUAUUGAAAAGGGUUGCUGGUUUAGGGGAUUCCAGAGCCAACCAUAUAAUCGAAUGGAGAAAAUCAUCAGGUCCAUUCAGAUCGAGGAGCGAUUUGAUGAAAGUGCCACGUAUCGGUGCCAAGACUUUUGAGCAAUGCGCUGGUUUCGUUAGAAUAAUGCCAGAAACGUCUGUUGGUAGUGAACAUCGAAGUGUGAAGAACUCGUUCAAUUACCUGGAUCAAACUUGGAUUCAUCCGGAAUCUUAUGAUGUAGCGAAAGCUUUUAUCCAUGCUGCAAAACUGAAUUUAACUGAUAUCGGUACAAAACCCUUCAUCGACGGGGUAACCCGAUUCGCGAAUCAGGGAUUCGAUGCUUUGGCACAAAAGUUCAAAACUACUGUAGAAACUAUGAAGAUAAUAGUUGAAGGAUUACUAAUGGAAAAGGGACAAGAUAUCAGAGCCAAAGCUGACGAUUCAAUGUUCCGCGAAAGUUUAACGAGUUUCGAUGAUUUGAAAGUUGGCACUGUUUUAACAGGUGUUGUUCGUAACAAUACACAUUUCGGUGCAUUCGUCGAUGUAGGCGUUGAAAAAUCUGGCUUGAUUCACACGAGUCAAAUGGGUGGAAUGACCUUGAGCGUUGGUCAGAGAGUCGAAACGAAAGUUUUGAAUGUUGAAAAAAAUCGCGGUCGUCUCGCUCUCACACUCGUCAAAUGUUUCUAAAGUUUCACAGUUUUUGUUUUUGAGAGGGCAAAAUUUUGUCAGAAUUUCAACACAUUGCUAUUACACUUUUCGUGCAUGUGUUUCGUUUUCUAAAUAUUCUUUUUUUUCACUUUUUUAUUAAUCAGUACCUGAAAAGGCUCAGUUCUAUGAUGUCAAACGUAACAACAAGAAGAAUUUUUUUUUAACCCCCUCGUUUUCAAUUUCCCAAUCAAAUUUGCUCAACGAAUCAUGAUGAUUUAUCAAAUAUUCACGUUGUUAAUUUCCAUCAGUGAUUUUACAUUACUAUCAUUUAUAUGAAAAUAUGUAUAAAGUGAUUGUAUCAUUUUCAUAAGUUUGCCGUGAUUGCCGCAUGGCAACUUGGAAACGGAACUUGAAUUAUACCCUCAACAUUACUAUUAUUUAGUGAAUAUCAUAUUUGUAUGAUAUCGUUGAUUUGGGAAUGAAAAAGAUUUAUUUCCAUACUACGUACACAAUGACUAUUAUCAUUGUAAAUCUGCUGCUGUUCAAACGAAUCGAUUCCAAUUUCACACAGCACAUAAUAAGUAUUUUUUCAUGGCAGGAAUCGUAGUUGGAUUGGAACGUCAAAGGAAAAUAUGAUUCUUGACAUUUUAUUUCUCAAUUUCAAUAAAUCGAACCUUGCCAAAAA